CCCCCCACACUGUUGGCUGCUGACAGACGGGUCCUCCGCUCUGAAACGGAACCGGACGGACGCACGGACGGACGGGUCCCAUCCAGGGUUCUGGAAUAAGACAGAGUUCGGAGGAUAAUUUGUCCGUUUUUUGGGUUUUUCUCUGAUUUCAUUUCUUUCUUUUUUUGUGGAGUUGCUUGUUUGUCUUCAUCUGUUCGGAUUGUUGUCGCUCUUCUGGUUCCGGAUCACCUGCUAUGUGCGUGCUGUGGAUAAUACCUGGUGGAAGGUGUUCAGCAGCGGGAUCCAGCCUGGUCGGACCGGACUUCAGCGCGUGCUAGGUACCAGGUACCGCUCCGUGUCUCUGCCGUGUCCUCCUCCUCCUCUGGCUCUGUGCGUGAUGCGCGUGGAAUGAAGACACAGGAUGGAUUUAAUCUGGGAGAUUCUCAUCAUUCUUCACGCUAAUCUGAUUGUGUGUUUAUCAGCUCAACCAAAUCCGCCGAAAAUUCACGAAGGAUGGUGGGCUUACAAGGAGGUUGUUCAGGGGAGCUUUGUUCCAGUGCCGUCAUUCUGGGGAUUGGUAAACUCAGCCUGGAACCUGUGCUCGGUUGGAAAGAGGCAGUCUCCGGUGAACAUCGAGACCAGCCACAUGAUCUUUGACCCCUUCCUCAUGCCCAUAAAGCUGAACACAGGCGGACGAAAGGUGGGUGGGACGAUGUAUAACACUGGCCGCCAUGUUUCUCUGCGACUGGACAAGGAGCAUCUAGUUAACAUCUCUGGGGGUCCGAUGACGUACAGUCAUCGUCUGGAGGAGAUCCGGCUACACUUUGGUAGUGAGGAUGGCCAGGGCUCCGAACACCUGCUGAACGGACAGGCCUUCUCCGGAGAGGUUCAGCUGAUUCACUAUAAUCAUGAGCUGUAUACGAAUUACACAGAAGCGGCUAAAAGCCCCAAUGGACUGGCCAUCGUGUCCAUAUUUAUGAAGAUUGCUGAGAGUUCAAACUCCUUCCUGAACCGCAUGCUGAACAGAGACACCAUCACAAGAAUAACAUAUAAAAAUGAUGCGUAUCUUCUGACCGGCCUGAACAUUGAGGAGAUUUACCCAGAAACAAAUAGUUUUAUCACAUAUGAAGGAUCGAUGACCAUCCCGCCGUGCUUUGAAACAGCCACAUGGAUCCUGAUGAACAAGCCGGUGUACCUCACACGCAUGCAGAUGCACUCAUUGCGACUGUUGAGCCAGAACCAGCCAUCUCAGAUCUUCCUGAGCAUGAGUGAUAACGUUCGCCCGGUCCAGCCUCUGAACAACCGCUGCAUCCGCACCAACAUCAACUUCAGCAUGCAGGGCAAAGACUGCCCCAACAACAGGGCUCAGAAGCUUCAGUAUCGAGGUACGGACCACUGGUGAAUGAGUGGUUGCUGAAAUAAGCCCCCCUUGGAUAAGCAUGAAGAGGAACUGAAUGUAAGAAGAGAAGAACAGAAGAAGAGGACAAUGUUAAAGAUGUGAAAACUGGUCUUAAGGCUACUUUCUCAUCCAAGAACUUUUCAUGGCAUUGUACAAAGACAGACAACACCGGUCAUUAUUUGAAAGAAGGAACUUAAAAACAAAGAGACUACUUUUCAUACAUCAAGAACUGUUGGAACCCUUGAUCUAACACAUCAAACCCCCUUCCCCCACUGUAUGACUACAUCUAUAUGGACAUUUUGAUACCAACACUGUUUUUGGGAGAAAAAAAAAAGACAUUUGAAGAAAAAAAUACAUAUACAAGAAUUUAUUUGAUAUCCUCCCAGCUGACAACCUCUCGUAACUUGAAAGGCUUUGUACAUAAAAGAUGUUGCCAUCAGUGGGACAAUAUAAGGACUAAGUCACUGCCCCCACCCCGCCCGAUCAAAACAACAGGACUCGUUUCAUUACUGUCACCAACAGGGCAUGUAAUCAGCAUUCAAAACAAAGAUGGAACACAGCCUUAUUCUGUCAUUUCCCCCCAAACAGUCAUGUCACAGGAAACAAGCAAAAAGCUUCAGAGCAACCAGUGUCUUUGCCUCAUUUGUACAUAUUAUUAUUAUUAUUAUUAAUAUUAUUAUUAUUAUUAUUAUUAUCAAUAUUGGAGAAAAUUAAUGAUGGUGUAAAAAAUACUGAAUCAAGAUAAAAAACGAUAUUUAAAGAAGAUUUAAAAAAAAGAGAAAAGUUAAAGAAAUGAAACAGCUUGGCACACUCUGAGCUCCGUACGAGCUGAUGCCUUUUUCUGUUUUCUUGUUUACAAUGGUCAUACACUGUGUUUGAGUAAUGUUAUCGGCCCAAUAAAUGUGUCUGGAAAGUU
Molecule: messenger RNA, 2294 nt
Organism: Austrofundulus limnaeus
Lineage: Eukaryota; Metazoa; Chordata; Actinopteri; Cyprinodontiformes; Rivulidae
Gene: ca10a
Product: carbonic anhydrase Xa
Exons: 9
Coding region: 401-1381 (326 amino acids)
Biological process (GO): one-carbon metabolic process
Molecular function (GO): carbonate dehydratase activity; zinc ion binding
Source: RefSeq, a predicted model, not a curated record